UCAUGGCCGCGGCACCCACGGCGGCCUCCUCUGCGCGACCCCCGGCUCGGCGGCGGCGUCUGUGCUGCGCGCAGGAUGCGGCUGCUGCUGGCGCUCCUGGCCCUCGCCGCCUCCCGGGCCCCGGCCCGCGCAGAGUCACACUGGUGCUACGCGAUUCAAGCCAAGGACUCCACGGACUGCCUGGGGCCGGACCGCUGGGGCGGACAGUGCCAGCAGGACCGCCAGUCCCCCAUCAACAUCGCCACCCCCCGGGCAUGGGUGAACGACAGCCUGGGGCCCUUCUCCUUCUCCGGCUACGACAAGAGGGAGAAGUGGAGCAUCCAAAACAACGGGCACUCCGUGAUGGUGUCGCUGGGGAGCGGGGUCUCGAUUGCCGGAGGCGGCCUGGCCUCCCCGUACAGGGCCAAGCAGCUGCACCUGCACUGGUCCCGGGAGCCGGAUGCCGGCUCCGAGCACAGCCUGGACGGGGAACGCUUCGCCAUGGAGAUGCACAUUGUACAUGAGAAAGAGAAGAAAGAGGCCCAGGACGCCAAAGACGAGAUCGCAGUGCUGGCCUUCCUGGUGGAGGCUGGAUCCAAGAACGAGAACUUCCAGCCGCUGGUGGAGGCCCUGUCUGCUAUCCCCAGACCCAUGAUGAGCACCCCAAUGAAGGAGAGCGUCAGCCUGUUUGACCUGCUCCCGGAGCAGGAGAAACUGAGGCACUACUUCCGCUACCUGGGCUCGCUCACCACGCCGGGCUGCGACGAGAAGGUCGUCUGGACUGUGUUUGCGGAGCCCAUUCAGCUCCACAGGGACCAGAUCCUUGCGUUCUCUGAGAAGCUGUACUACGACAACGAGCAGAAGCAGAAGAUGACAGACAACGUCAGGCCCCUGCAGCGCCGGGGGCAGCGCCCCGUGUUCAGGUCCCAGGCCCCCGGCCAGCUGCUGCCCCUGCCGCUGCCCGCGCUGCUGGCCCCCACGCUCACCUGCCUGGUGGCUGGCUUCCUCCGAUGAUGGCUCGCCUCUGGACACUUGACCUCCGCCCUCUGCCCUCUGCCCUCAGAGGGCGUGGGCCCCCUUCCUCUGCUCCCCAGGUCGGACCUGGAUGACGAUUGGAAGAAAUACAGAUAUAUUUUUAGAGAAGCCUUUCUCGGGUCUGUUUUGAGUUCCCACAACUACCCCUGCCCGGUUCCCCUCAGCUACCCCCGGUGCCUGGGGAGGGAGGGGCCGUGAGGCCUGGGGAUGUCCUCGGAGCAGGGGCCCGGGGGUGUGAACUCCCUGUCUGAG
Messenger RNA from Pipistrellus kuhlii (Kuhl's pipistrelle), 1266 nucleotides. RefSeq names its product carbonic anhydrase 4 (gene CA4). Gene Ontology annotation, cellular component: plasma membrane. Gene Ontology annotation, molecular function: zinc ion binding; carbonate dehydratase activity. The record is from RefSeq and is a predicted model, not a curated record. The coding region runs from base 76 to 993 and encodes 305 amino acids. The transcript is spliced from 8 exons. NCBI's taxonomy places the organism in Eukaryota, Metazoa, Chordata, Mammalia, Chiroptera, Vespertilionidae.